Corchorus capsularis is the source of this 3270-nucleotide messenger RNA. Lineage: Eukaryota; Viridiplantae; Streptophyta; Magnoliopsida; Malvales; Malvaceae. The record is from the annotation of a GenBank genome assembly.
AUGGCGACGGAACUUGAGAUUGUGUUAGAAUCUCAAGAGGAGGAUGUUCGGGAGGCCACCAAAUUCACAGUUAUUGGAAAAAUUAUCUCGAAAAAACCCUUAAAUCGACGAGGAGUGAUUGGGGUUUUGCAGAGUAUUUGGCCACGAAAAGAGAUACUUACUAUUCGUGAGAUGGGUCAGAAUCUUUAUGCCAUUUCUUUUGUCAAUCAACAGUUUAUGGAAGAUGCUUUGGCUAAUGGACCUUGGUCAGUUAUGGGGUGCUACCUCAAUAUAAAGAAGUGGGAGAUUGGUCAGGCUAUGUCAGAUCUGGAUUUUUCUCGGGUGGAUUUCUGGUUACAGGUACAUAAUCUUCCUUUAGAGAUGCUUACAUGUCAGAAUGCUGAGAAAAUUGGUGUUGUUAUUGUUAGAAAUUGUGAACAAUAUGAGGGUGGGCAAUUAAGAUAUGGUCCUCAUAUGAGAACUGGGCCAAUUUGGGAUAAAAAAGUUGUAAGGUGGCCAGGAGGGGAUAAAGGGAAACAAUGUAUGGACAGUACUUUGAAUAAGGAUUGUUUGAUGUUAGAUAAAGAGGGUGAGGGAAUUUUGAAGUGGGAAAGCAGAAGUAUGGGGGAGUCUAGUGGUGCUAAUAAGAGGGUGUAUCAAGAAUGUAGUUUUAUUAGUCCAGUAAAAUGUGGGGAUGGUGUUAUAAUGGUUGAGGAUGGAAUUGAUAAGCUACAGAAAGUGGAUACAGAUGCUACUGCUCAUAAGGUUGAUGAAGUGGAUAUAGUUGGAGUAGAAGAAUCCCAAGUUCAGCAUGAUAAUGAAGGUGGGAAAGAUGUUGAAGUUGCUGAUUUUCGGAAAUUAAAUUUGAAGCGUGGGUGUCAGGAUUGGGAAGAACUUGUGUUGCCAAUUGGAAAGAGAUGUAAGUUGGAAAUUGGAGAAAAUAAGGAAAACAAUUAUAAGAUAGACUCUGCUAAGGUGGAUAGUGAGUUAAGCUUGCGGGAUGUUAAAGGUCGACAGAGGAAGAAGUAUCAAUCUAGAUCUGCUGUGAAGAAUAAAGGAGUAAGGAGGAGAUGUAGAGUAGAGAGGAGUUUGAGGGGUGGUGUUUUACAAGAAGUUGAGGUUCAUGAGAUAGAAUAUUGGGAUGCCAAUAAAGUUAAUGAACAAUUAGAGUCUUUUCUGGAGGGUAGUUGUUAUGUUGAUCCAGUAGGUAUUGGAGGGGGUCUGGCUCUUUGGUGGGAUCAAUAUUGGGUUGUUACUGUGAUAGGGAAGUGUAAAAAUCUGAUUGAUGUAGAAGUUGCUGGGGGAGAUUUAGAAAGGAGUAUUAGGAUUUUUUGGAUUUAUGGUCCACCAACUUUUGAAGAGAGGCAGGAUGUUUGGAGAAUGAUCAUUGAUAGAUCUAGAAGUUUUGAUGCUCCUUGGAUAUGUAUAGGAGAUUUUAAUGAUUUUUUGUAUAUACAUGAAAAGGAGGGUGGUAAUGUGAGGGCUGCUAGGAAGAUGGCUGGUUUUUGGAAUUUUGUUAACCAAUGCCAGUUAAUUGAUGUUCAUUGUCAUGGACAAAGAUUUACAUGGAUGUGUAAGAGGGAUGGUAAUUUGAUCAAAGAAAGGAUUGAUAGGGUUAUGGUGAAUGUAAGUUGGAUGGAUUUGUUUCCCAAUACACAAGCUUUUAAUCUGCCAAUUAUUGGAUCUGAUCAUGGUCCUAUUUUGGUUGAUUCUAAUUUAGAAGACUCUAAGGCCCCAAAACAAUUCAAAUUUGAGAUCAUGUGGAUGGAUAAGGAAGACUGUGCUCAAGUUAUUCAGGAUGGUUGGAAUGCUGAUUUUCAGGGGUCGUAUGCUUAUCAAUUGGUGGCAGAAAUACAAGAUAAAGAUAGUGAUUCUCACAGUUUGGCCAAAGCUGAGAUCCUCAUUGUUAGAUUACAUGAAACUUGGAAGCAAGAGGAAAAGUAUUGGUCUCAAAGGUCUCGGAUCAAUUGGCUUCGACAUGGUGAUCAGAAUUCAAAAUUCUUUCAUCAGUCAACUAUCAUCCAGAGACAAAGGAAUAAAAUCCUUAGUCUAAAAGUUGAAAAUGAAGACUGGAUAGAAAAUGAAGAUGAGAUUCUGGAGGUUUUUACUCAGUACUAUGAGAAGUUGUUUACUACUGAGGGUGAUAGAGACUGGCACAAUGAGCUUGAGUAUGUUCCACAGUUGGUAACAGCAGCUAUGAAUGAGGAAAUUACUAAGGAAGUUACUGAAGAAGAAAUCAUGGAAGCAGCUUUUCAAAUGGGAGCUCUUAAGGCUCCAGGUCCUGACGGAUACAAUGGGGCUUUUUAUCAGGGAUAUUGGGAAAUUAUCAAAACAGCUGUGGUGAAUAUGGUUAAGAGUUUCUUCCAUUGUGGUGUUAUGUUGAAGGAAGUUAAUAGAACUAGAGUUGCUCUUGUUCCUAAAGGUCUCAAACCUGAAUUAGUUACACAGUUUAGACCUAUAAGCUGUUGUAACUAUGUUUAUAAGAUUAUCUCUAAGGUCAUUGCUAAUCGAUUGAAGCCUAUGAUGAAUGAUUUUGGAAGCGAGGAAAGGAGGAAGAAUCAUGGCAGACAAAGAAGUUCUGGAGCUUCAUCAUCAUAUUUGAUUCCAGAAGACUUGUGGAAAUUUAUUUGGAACCUCAAUGUGCCAAAUCGUAUCAGAAUUUUUAUGUGGAGAGCUUGUAAGAGCAUUCUAAUUAACCAUGUCCUAUGGAGGAGACAUCUUCGACAAGAUCCUGUAUGCCCAUGUUGCAGUAAGUUCCCUGAAACUAUUGAACAUACACUUCUUCUUUGUGAUUGGGUAUUGCCUGUGUGGUUUGGAGUUAUAGGGAUUAGAGUUAAUAGAGAUCAGAUUAGAACUUUAGAUGAAUGGUUGAUGACAGUUUUGAGAGAUUCUGGGCAAGGUAAAGAAUAUCAAAUUCAUUUGGGAACUGCCAUAGUUGUCACUUGCUGGUUCAUAUGGAAGGCACGUUGUCAACAUGUUUUUGAGAAAGCUGAACUAAGACCAGACAUAAUUGUGCCCAUAAUACAAAGAUUUAUUUUAGAACUUGAGGAUGCUAACUCUUUGACCAGAAGUAAGAAGGCUACUACUGAGGUUCGGAUUAAAGAAGAUAAAUGGAAAGCUCCAGAGGAAGGUUGGUCAAAGCUGAAUUGUGAUGGUGCCAUCGACACUAAAACUUUUGAUGCUGGAAUAGGGGUCAUUGUUAGAAACAGUACUGCUGAUUUGAUUGGGGGUAAAGGUUUAUCAUUACAAGUGAGUUCCAUUGAAGAAGCUGAGGCUGUGGCAAUUAGAUAA